This is a messenger RNA of Thermothielavioides terrestris NRRL 8126, 1917 nucleotides long. RefSeq lists its product as uncharacterized. The transcript has 2 exons. Bases 1 to 1917 code for a protein of 638 amino acids. The record is from RefSeq and is a predicted model, not a curated record. NCBI's taxonomy places the organism in Eukaryota, Fungi, Ascomycota, Sordariomycetes, Sordariales, Chaetomiaceae.
AUGAGGCUGCUCAAGACUGAUACGUUAGAGCUUGUCGAGUUCGUUGGCCGGGCACCUCCCUACGUGAUCCUGUCCCAUACAUGGGGCCCGGACGAGGUAACAUUCGAAGACCUUACGCAGCUCCCAAUAGCCGCCAUUAAGAAGAAGGCCGGAUAUGCCAAGAUCAAGGGCUGUGCCUCCCGAGCGGCGGCGGAUGGAUAUGAAUAUGUCUGGGUCGACACGUGCUGCAUCGAUAAAUCCAGCAGCGCCGAGCUCUCGGAGGCUAUCAAUUCCAUGUACCGCUGGUACCAGGAAGCGCACAUUUGCUAUGCGUACAUGUCAGACGUGUCCCUGGAUGUGGCUCCACAGGGAACAGAUGCCGUGGCGGCAACGCCUUCGUCGGGUGCUAAGAAGGGGUCGAGUGACGCACCGGGCCGACCGACGUUUCGGAGUAUCCCAUCCAUUAUCAGGGAUUACGACAAGCUUCCACGGACGUUCGAGAACUCGAGGUGGUUCACCCGCGGCUGGACCCUGCAGGAGCUCAUUGCCCCGCCUAUAGUCGAGUUCUACGCACACGACUGGCGUGAGAUCGGCACCAAGUUCAGUCUCCGCAAGGUGAUCAGCACGGUGACCGGAAUCGAUAUCCGGGUCCUUGAGGGCGCCGAUCCGUCCACCUGCCAUGUCGCCGAGCGCAUGUCCUGGGCCGCGAACCGACAGACGACCCGGGUCGAGGAUGCAGCAUACUGCCUGCUCGGCAUCUUCAAGGUCCACAUGCCGCUCAUUUAUGGCGAGGGACAGAGGGCGUUCUACCGCCUCCAGGAGGAAAUCAUGAAGACAACCGAGGAUUACACGAUGCUGGCCUGGGGACUGUCCAAGUACCUUAGCAACAAGCACCAUUGGAAAGGGGUCCACCGCAACAAUCUUGUAGAUCCGCGCCGACCCCUCGCCGAGAGCCCCAGCGACUUUGAACUUCACAACCGAGCUGUGUGGACCUAUUCUCGGCUGAUACACGACGACCCGAGCAGCGUGGCAGCCCGGAGCCCCGCCUCCCUGGACGACACUCCGCCACUAAUAACUAGCCGAGGUCUCCGCUUGUCGUUGCUUCUAAAGCCGUCCAAAGCGCAGAGCGGAGAAGUCCUCGCAUACAUCAACUGCAAGACAUUGAAGCCCUCAAGCCCCCCUGAUGGGCCUCUAUCUCCAGUAUGUCUAGUACUUCGCCGGCAAGAAGACUCCAAUAUCUAUACGGGGUCCGACGACCCGAAUGCCGCCUUUGAACUCCUCGAUAGCGACAAGCUCCUAGCGUCGUUUGAGCGCCGGACCAUCUACUUGUCGCUCGCCAGUGCCGAAGAAGCCCUGAGCAGGACACACAAUCACCGGAUGAACAGUCUCGACAAGAAUCUCUACAUUUUGGAGAAACCCACAGCGCUCCGCGCAGGACAGCCAGCUUUGGCAUCCCGGGCGUCCUGGAAGAUCACAAGCUGUUUCUCGCACGCGGUCGGGGCCGGCCCAGGACACACACACUACGAAGUGCCGCGGAAGUUUACACCUGCGACGCUCUAUCAGCCUUUUGACCUACCGCCCAAUACCGUACGCUUGUUCGCCUUUGAGCAGCCACAGGGAAGCAGCGGAGCGUUCGGCGUGGUUGUCGGCCAUGGCUGGUGCGAUGUUAUCGCCAUCGCAGAUCCAGCAUUCCGAGCUAAGUGGGGGAUCCUGGUGCGAGACGGACAAUGGAAUGAAGUCCAGGCUCUCAAGUUCAUCGGUCACGUCGCCGCAGGACCGCAGAGCCAGCAGAGCGGUGGCAAUCCGGAAGAUGCGAUGGACCGGGUUGUCAAGAGAAUAGCUAACUUCACCGUUACCAUCUCCUUGAAGAAAAUUCGCAGAGCCGACAUCAACUGCGAGAGUGCAAUUAAGAUUCUCUGGUCUGUGGACUGGGAUUAA